AUGGAGUAUAUGAUUGUCUUGACACUUUUAGCUAGCCUGUUGUCGAAAUGCGAGCCACACGGGUACAUGUUCGAGCCUGCGCAGCGGUCCAGCAUUUGGAGAUUUGACAAGACAGCGCCUCAUAAUUUUAACGACAUGUCACUUUACUGUGGUGGAUAUAAGGUACAAUGGGAGGACAAUGAGGGUAAAUGUGGGGUAUGUGGAGACCCUUAUAAUGGAGAACGCAAAAACGAGGCAGGUGGAAUAUACGCUAAAGGUGUGAUUGUCCAAAAAUACACAAGUGGACAAGUGAUCAGGGUGGGAGUUAGAGUGACCGCAUUUCAUUUGGGCUACUUUCAAUUCAAAAUUUGUCCCCACAACAACCCAACCGUCCCCGUCUCUCAGGAGUGCCUUGAUCAGCAAAAAUUAAAACUCGCGGGAACGAACGAAUAUCGUUUUUACCCUACCAAGGAUGGGGAUUACUACCUCCAACUUCAGCUUCCGGCAAACAUGACGUGCUCGCAGUGUGUGCUGCAGUGGAACUACACUAAUUGGAACACACCCGACACAUAUAAACAAGAAACCUUUAUCAAUUGUGCUGACGUCGCUAUUUCCAACGACUCAUCAACCUCUAAUGUCUCUACCUCUCCAACGUGGCCAACUACAGCCCCGAAGAGCGAUUGCCAAAAUGGUUACAUAAAAAUGUGUCAUGGAGAGCCUGCUGAGGACACGGGUUUUCAGCGACAUUGCAACGAGAACUGUAGAGAGCCUAAUAUUAACGAAGAAGCAUGCACAGCAUAUAUAUGCAAAUGUGCAUGUCAGAAGAUUGACUGUAAGGCAACUGGUCCAUAUGAGGGAAUGAUUGAUCAGGAUGCCUGGUGUCUCAGAGAGUGCACUCUUAACAGUGAUCUCUGCAAAAAUGUAGAGAGCUGCAAAUGUACAAAAUUAUAA
This is a messenger RNA of Saccostrea echinata, 930 nucleotides long. RefSeq lists its product as uncharacterized. The record is from RefSeq and is a predicted model, not a curated record. The transcript has 4 exons. Lineage: Eukaryota; Metazoa; Mollusca; Bivalvia; Ostreida; Ostreidae. Bases 1 to 930 code for a protein of 309 amino acids.